GCUGUGGGAAGCCGAGUUCCCGGCCCCCCUAGCCUCGGCCCCCUGGUCUGACCGCGCCGGGACCUCCCCAGCCGCGCUCCCUUUCCGCGCGCUCCUCACAUCUCUCCGGUGCUGCAGCCGGGCCGAGGCCCGUCCGCGCGGCCCACGGGCCCAUUGUGUCCCCGAGCCGGCGGGGCGACCCCUGCGGGAACUGGAGAACGGCCGCCGGGCGCCUGAAGGAACGGGUCUCGCGGGCAGGGGACCCGGGCGCCCCCGGCCCCUCCACAUCCCGCACGGGUUUACUUCUCGGCCCUAGCGAGCCUCUUUGGCGUCGAGGUCAAGGAAAGUUCGCACCGAAAUCCCCUCUAAUUUAUUCAAAGGUUUGGCGGCGGCGCGUAAUUUUUUCCCCCUCUUCCGCCUACACCCGCUGCGUCUCCUGGUGUCUCAUUCCUUUCCCUUUACCGCAGUCGAUUGCCUCACUGCAUGUGUAUUCGUGCUGACUUUGGGUUAUUUUUUGAAACGCUAGGAAUGGUAAUUUCUACUUUUCUGGACUUCAAACUAAGAAGUUAAAGAGAGUCCUCUGUAACAAAUCUCUUCUGCUGUCCUUUUGCAUUUGGAGACUCCUUUAUUUCACCAUAUCCAAGGAGUAUAUAACGAGUGCUGUCAUUAUGAAUGUGACAAGUUUAUUUUCCUUUACAAGUCCAGCUGUGAAGAGACUUCUUGGGUGGAAACAGGGCGAUGAAGAAGAAAAAUGGGCCGAGAAAGCUGUUGAUGCUUUGGUGAAAAAACUGAAGAAAAAGAAAGGUGCCAUGGAGGAACUGGAAAAAGCCUUGAGCUGCCCAGGGCAACCGAGUAACUGUGUCACCAUUCCCCGCUCUCUGGAUGGCAGGCUGCAAGUCUCCCACCGGAAGGGACUGCCUCAUGUCAUUUACUGCCGUGUGUGGCGCUGGCCCGAUCUUCAGAGCCAUCAUGAACUAAAACCACUGGAAUGCUGUGAGUUUCCUUUUGGUUCCAAGCAGAAGGAGGUCUGCAUCAAUCCCUACCACUAUAAGCGAGUAGAAAGUCCUGUCCUUCCUCCUGUGCUGGUUCCAAGACACAGUGAAUAUAAUCCUCAGCACAGCCUCCUAGCUCAGUUCCGUAACUUAGGACAAAAUGAACCUCACAUGCCACUCAACGCCACUUUUCCAGAUUCUUUCCAGCAACCCAACAGCCACCCAUUUCCUCACUCUCCCAAUAGCAGUUACCCAAACUCUCCUGGGAGCAGCAGCAGCACCUAUCCCCACUCUCCCACCAGCUCAGACCCAGGAAGCCCUUUCCAGAUGCCAGCUGAUACGCCCCCACCUGCUUACCUGCCUCCUGAAGACCCCAUGACCCAGGAUGGCUCUCAGCCGAUGGACACAAACAUGAUGGCGCCUCCCCUGCCUUCAGAAAUCAACAGAGGAGAUGUUCAGGCAGUUGCUUAUGAGGAACCAAAACACUGGUGCUCUAUUGUCUACUAUGAGCUCAACAAUCGUGUGGGUGAAGCAUUCCAUGCCUCCUCCACAAGUGUGUUGGUGGAUGGUUUCACUGACCCUUCCAACAAUAAGAACCGUUUCUGCCUUGGGCUGCUCUCCAAUGUUAACCGGAAUUCCACUAUUGAAAACACCAGGCGGCAUAUUGGAAAAGGAGUUCAUCUUUAUUAUGUUGGAGGGGAGGUGUAUGCCGAAUGCCUUAGUGACAGUAGCAUCUUUGUGCAAAGUCGGAACUGCAACUACCAUCAUGGAUUUCAUCCUACUACUGUUUGCAAGAUCCCUAGUGGGUGUAGUUUGAAAAUUUUUAACAACCAAGAAUUUGCUCAGUUAUUGGCGCAGUCUGUGAACCAUGGAUUUGAGACAGUCUAUGAGCUCACAAAAAUGUGUACUAUACGUAUGAGCUUUGUGAAGGGCUGGGGAGCAGAAUACCACCGCCAGGAUGUUACUAGCACCCCCUGCUGGAUUGAGAUACAUCUGCAUGGCCCCCUCCAGUGGCUGGAUAAAGUUCUUACUCAAAUGGGUUCACCUCAUAAUCCUAUUUCAUCUGUGUCUUAAAUGGCCCCAGGCAUAUGCCUCUUGAAAACUAUUGAGCCUUGCAUGUACUUGAAGGAUGGAUGAGUCAGACACGAUGGAGAACUGACAAAGGAGCCUUGAUAAUACUUGACCUCUGUGACCAACUGUUGGAUUCAGAAAUUUAAAAAAAAAAAAAAAAAAAAAUCUUGGUAACAUACUAUUGAUAUCAAGAACCUGUUUAGUUUACAUUGUAACAUUCUAUUGUAAAAUCAACUAAAAUGCAGAGUUUUAGCAGGAUUUUGUGUAUAGUUAAAGGGGAGAUGGCCAGGCCAGGGACAAAUUAUCUAUUAGAAAACAGUCCUAAGAGAUUCUUUUGUGUUUGGCACUUUAAGGUCAUCAUUGGGCAGAAGUUUAGCAUUAAUAGUUGCUCUGAAACAGGUUUAGAGCCCAUGUUGAGUCUUCUUUUCAUGGGUUUUCGUAAUAUUUUAAAACUAUUUGUUUAGCAAUGGUUUUGUUUGUUUAAGUAAAGGUUAAUCUUGAUGAUAUACAUAAUAAUCUUUCUAAAAUUGUAUACUGACCAUACUUGCUGUCAGAAUAAUGCUAGGCGUAUGCUCUUUGCUAAAUAUGUAUGUACAGAGUAUUUGGAAGUUAAGAAUUGAUUAGACUAGUGAAUUUAGGAGUAUUUGAGGUGGGUGGGGGAGGAGGGAAAUGACAACUGCAAAUGUAGACUAUACUGUAAAAAUUCAGUUUGUUGCUUUAAAGAAACAAACUGACGUCUGAAUUUUGCUGUGUUUCCAUUUUUUUUUUUUUAGAGAUUUUUAUUAUUUUUUUCUCUUGUUUGGCAUUCUUUUAUCUCAUCCUCUUCAAAAAGCAGUUCUGCAGCUGGUUAAUUCAUGUAACUGUGAGAGCAAAUGAAUAAUUCUUGCUAUUCUGAAAUUGACUGCCUACAUGUUUCAAUACCAGUUAUAUGGAGUGCUUGAAUUUAAUAAGCAGUUUUUAUGAAGUUUACGAUACAGAAAUAGGCUUUAAUUUUCAAGUGAAUUUUUUGCCAAACUUAGUAACUCUGUUAAAUAUUUGGAGGAUUUAAAGAACAUCCCAGUUUGAAUCCAUUUCAAACUUUUAAAAUUUUUUUGUACUAUGUUUGGUUUUAUUUUUCUUCUGUUAAUCUUUUGUAUUCACUUAUGCUCUCGUACAUUGAGUACUUUUAUUCCAAAAUUAAGUGGGUUUUCUCUACUGGAAAUUUUCAAUAAACCUGUCAUUAUUGCUUA
Molecule: messenger RNA, 3271 nt
Organism: Cebus imitator (Panamanian white-faced capuchin)
Lineage: Eukaryota; Metazoa; Chordata; Mammalia; Primates; Cebidae
Gene: SMAD1
Product: SMAD family member 1
Exons: 7
Coding region: 648-2045 (465 amino acids)
Biological process (GO): BMP signaling pathway; anatomical structure morphogenesis; SMAD protein signal transduction
Cellular component (GO): heteromeric SMAD protein complex
Molecular function (GO): DNA-binding transcription factor activity, RNA polymerase II-specific; I-SMAD binding; RNA polymerase II cis-regulatory region sequence-specific DNA binding
Source: RefSeq, a predicted model, not a curated record